CAUUACUCCACAACGACAACAUCACGUCCACCACGACACAAUACCACUACAAUUACUUCAAAUAAAGAAUGAUCUACAGUCAUCGAUAAUCAACAAUCGCAUCCCGAACAAUUACCCUCCCCCACCACCUCACCACCACACCACCACCACUACCACCGGUAUCACUACCACGCAAGACAACCAUAACCAUGUCCACAAACACAGCAGAGGGUGCCUCCACCCCAGCACCAACAAAAGCCUACAACCUGCGCAAUCCAAUGCCGCUCUCCGCAGCGCAGGAAACAGAAGUCAAGCAGAUGUUCUACAAGCGCGUACGGAGCCACUGCGCGGAUGAAAUCAAGGCAUUCGCUCAAUGCGCCGUCAACCGCACAAUAACAGCAACAUGGCUCUGCCGGAGCGAGCGCCUCGCCAUGAACGGGUGUAUGCUGGAGCACGCGAAGCCCGAAGAGGAAGACCGCGCGCGGGAGGAAUGGUUCGCGACGCAUGGGGAGCGGCGUCGGAAGAAGGAGGAGGAGACGAGGAGGGUGGAGGCUAGGCGGGCGGAGGUGAUUCGGUUGAUGAGGGAGGAUGAGGAGAGGCAGAGGCUUGCUGCUGCUUCCAAGUGAUUUGUAGGGUGAUCGGGGGUCUUUUAUGUGUUUACUGAUGUUGGGUUGGCGUUGCGUCUGUUUUACGUAUGUGCAUGUAUAGUAUUCUUACAGGUUCGACUGUAUAUU
Aspergillus campestris IBT 28561 is the source of this 713-nucleotide messenger RNA. RefSeq lists its product as uncharacterized. Gene Ontology annotation, cellular component: mitochondrion. The transcript has 2 exons. The record is from RefSeq and is a predicted model, not a curated record. NCBI's taxonomy places the organism in Eukaryota, Fungi, Ascomycota, Eurotiomycetes, Eurotiales, Aspergillaceae. The coding region runs from base 189 to 605 and encodes 138 amino acids.